Micropterus salmoides (largemouth bass) is the source of this 3800-nucleotide messenger RNA. RefSeq names its product bone morphogenetic protein 10-like. The transcript has 2 exons. Gene Ontology annotation, molecular function: growth factor activity; cytokine activity. Gene Ontology annotation, cellular component: extracellular region. The record is from RefSeq and is a predicted model, not a curated record. NCBI's taxonomy places the organism in Eukaryota, Metazoa, Chordata, Actinopteri, Centrarchiformes, Centrarchidae. Gene Ontology annotation, biological process: BMP signaling pathway; SMAD protein signal transduction. Bases 431 to 1921 code for a protein of 496 amino acids.
CAGUAUCAUAGAUAAGAGUCAGAAAGAAAGAGCUGGGAAGAAGAGCGCAGAGCACAGAGAGAGACUGACAGAGGAGAGGACACAACAGAGAUGACUUGGGCGGACAGAGCCAAGCAUUGGCCACCCUGUCACCGGAACUGCAGCCCUGUCGCAAAGGACAUCAAAAGGUGUGCAUGAGAAUAAAUGCUGUGAGAUCUGGAAGAGAGCAGCAGGAAUACACACUCCUGCAGAGGCGCUCACACUGGUCAGUGCAAGGGUCAACAACACUACUGCCUACUGCCAGGGAACCAGAACUUUCUUAGACUACAGAUGAACUGACCACAAUCUAAAUUAACCUUUGGAUUAAGGCGUUCAGAGAUCACAAUAAUUUUGUUUUGCUGUUGCAUCAAUCCCGGGGGUGUACAAUAGAAAGCUGCGGAUUGUUUUUCCCAUGGCGAGCAUUUGGGUCUCUCAACCGGGAACCAUCUGCAGCUCCAAGACUUUGCUCUUGGUGUUUUCCAUCCUGCUGCUCCAGGGGCCUCUCCGUGGACAGAGCAGCCCGAUCUCCAACACCCAUCAGAGGCAUCGCUCUGCUCCGGGGCUGGGAGAUGGUCAUGGAGGCGUGGUGGAUCCGUCACUGCUGGAGCAGGGCAACAACAUGAACAUGCAGAGCCUGCUGGAGAGUCUGAAGGAACAGUUUCUGCGGACUUUCAACCUGUCUGGCAUGAGUCCUCCUCCCCUGCCUCCUGGAAGCAUGCGAGAAGAGCCCCCUGAGUACAUGAUGGAGCUCUAUAACCGUUUCGCUAAUGACCGCACUGCCAUGCCCACCGCCAGCAUCAUCCGCAGCUUCAAAAAUGAAGAUUCAUCUCCCAGUGUUGUGGGAGUUGGAGGAGUGAGGCGUCACCCACUCCUCUUCAACAUGUCUGUCCCCCAUCAUGAACGCAUCACAGCAGCUGAGCUUCGCCUUUACACCCUUGUCCAGACUGACCGCCACCUGUAUGCUGGUGUUGACCGCAAGGUUGCUAUCUAUGAACUGGAAUCGCAUGACGGAGAUGACAACGUGACAGAUGAAAACACUGUGAGAGGCGACAAAUUCAGAGGGGGAGGAGAGCGGAUAGAGCUGGUGGAAUUGGCUUCACGUCAGGUCUAUGGCACUGAUAACGGCUGGCAGGCCUUUGACCUCACUGCUGCUGUUCAACGCUGGCGUAAAUCUGACCGUGGAAGCACGCACCGGCUGGAGGUGCACAUUUCCAGCAUGGCUAAUGAAGAGGAUGUUCAAGGGAUGACAGGGGACAACAAAGACAGGAAUCCACCUGAAGGGGACAUGAAGAUUGACACCAGCCCUGAGGAAAAACACAAACCUCUGCUGAUUGUUUUCUCUGAUGACCAAAGUAGUGAUCACCGUGAUGACAAGCGUGAGCUGAACGAGAUGAUUGACCACGAAACCUCUAACAUGGUUCUCCAGAAUGACUUGGGGACUGGCCUGAAUGGGCUGUGGGGGGAGCAGGGGAGGGACAGGGAUGAGGGUGUUGAAGAAGCUGAGCCAGAUGAAGAGGACCUCAUCCAAAUGCGCUCCAAUCUGAUCUAUGACACAGCAUCCCGAAUUCGUCGCAAUGCCAAGGGAAACCAUUGCAAGAAACAAUCUCUGUACGUAGAGUUCAAAGAUAUUGGAUGGGACAGUUGGAUUCUGGCACCCACCGGUUACGAUGCCUUUGAGUGCACUGGCAUAUGUUCCUUUCCUCUGACCAAGCACGUCACACCCACCAAGCAUGCCAUUGUCCAGACAUUGGUGAACAUCAACAGUCCUCAGAAGGCAGCACGAGCUUGUUGCGUGCCCACCAAGCUGGACCCCAUCUCCCUGUUGUAUCUGGAUGACACAGGCGUGGUCACCUACAAGUACAAGUUUGAAGGCAUGGUGGUGGCUGAGUGUGGCUGCAGAUAGUCCAUGCUUUGAGAGGGUUCAACAGUUUGUAAAGUCUUACAGUAAGAGUAAAGACACAGAACUAACAAAAAGCUGGAAAAGGAGAUAAACCAAAACUGUCUUCAACAAAUGGACAAUUGUUGGAAUCUCUGUAAGGGUUACUCAGUGACACUGGAAGUGCACAUUCACUAUUCAUGAAACUUUGUGCGCUCCAAGUCAGUGAGUAAGGACAAAUAUGUUUUAAACAGCAAAACAGAAAGAAGGACUUCAUCUAACACAGCUAAAGCCAUGAAUAUCAUUCAGACAGCGUGAGAGAGAUCGUGUGUCAACAUGUUGCCAGUAGUGAUGUCAAGGUGUGUCCUCAUACCCACAAGAAUAAAAGGCACACAAUUUCCCAAAGGACUGAACCAAGCACAUUCUAAAGUGUGUGCAGCCUGGUGGGAACUUGUGGGCCAGUUGUCCCCCUCCCCCUCAUCCCCCCUGACAUCUGUCUCCCUCUCCACUUAUCUCUGGCCUGCCCACUCGAUGCAAACACUAAUCAGCAACUUCAUGUGUCCUGGCGCAGUGAAAUGACCUCCCUCAGGCAACCUGACAAGACAUGAACUCUCCAGGCCCAGCUCCUGCCUCCUGCAGCCUCCUGAUACGUAGGCGCUGUGCAGGGGUCCUACUGGCAGGGUUAUCUACCCAACCCUGUUUCCCACUUCACAUGCCUCUUUUCCACUCCCCUGAGCUAUAGCGAUAGCAAGGUGUGGGGGGUUGAGAAACAUGUAUGCCACCAUUGGACGGCAUUCUGGGCAACUUCUGAGGUGGUGGGAUGGGGGAGUGGGACAGGACAAGGGGGCAGGGAUUGUCCACAUUCCUAGGCAACAAACAAUCUCAACUGUCUCAACUCACUGACCUAGCACCAUGUGCCCCUAACAUGUCUCCAGCUCCUCAGUUGAGUUAUCCAUCACUUUUAUGGUAAAAAUGCCUUUUUGGACAGUUAAUAUCUGAAGGCUACAAAUCAGGAGUGGAUAAAGGGGACACCUUGUUGAAUUUGCCUUUAUGGAUAUCCAAGGGAAAUACAGUUACAGAAAUACAGUUUCUUUUAAAAGCCUUUUGAUACCUCUGCUGCUUGUGUCAAAUAAAAGACUAUUUAUUGUUUUAAUUUAUUAAUUUUUACAACAGAGUAGAUAACUAUAUAUGUAAAUUUGUAAGUUACCUAGUGUAGAGCAGGUUUUGUAUCCAUGACAAUGCAUUGGCAGAACAAUAUUCAUUUUGUUGGGAAGAGAAAUGGUAACAAUUUCUAAAACAAUAAAGAGCAGCUGCUUAACAAAUCCUAAAUGCAAAAUGUCUCCUUAUCUGUGAAUGAAUCACUGAUCCUUACUGUUUCAGAAAGUUUACAUACCAUGUUUUUUAAAAAUGUCAUUAUCUCGUUUCAAGAUGAACGCAAACAUUUGGAGCUAAAAUGCCACACUGAUGUUAUUUUUCAUAGUUAAUUGUACAUGAUCUAUUUCCCACAUUACAGCUGUCAAUCAAAGCAUCUUGGUCUGUCAGCGUUCCUUUCCAUUAUUUUAGGAAGAAGCUGCUGGACCAAUGAUACAAUGCAUUGCUGACAUUCAGAUCAUUCAGUCCAACAGUAUCAGCUCACAGGUCAUAGUUCAGACAUGACACACAAACAAAGAACCAUGGGAAACUGAGUGGAAGGCUUGCUAAUGAACAAAAUGGAUGGCCUGCUGCUCACACUGACAGCUAGCAGAUGCAGACGGCUGUGAUGGAAAACCUGUUUGUGAAGAGAACAAAAAACAAACAAACAUCUGGACUCCAGCAUCUCUUUCUGCUCUCCUUAAAUGUCUAUGAUAGUUAAAUCAGCACAUAGAACACUGUUGGUUUUUUUAUGUGUCAACAUGCAGAGGAGAAC